AUGGGUACAAGACAAGAAAUGAAAAACAAGGGCAUUACUAUUUUGAAGAAGUUAGAAGAUAAUUGCUUGUUGGAAAAUUUCAAGGUUGAAAAAGUGAAAAUGCAUGAUGCAGUGAGAGACAUGGCAUUGUCGAUCACAAGAAUGAAUCUUCCAUAUAUGAUACAAGCAGGUUUGCAAUUAGAAGAGUUACCAGAAAAGGAGCAAUGGAGUCCGGAUAUUGAGAAAGUGUCGCUUAUGUAUAACUCCAUAUCAGAAAUUUCCAUAGAUGUGCUGCCCACAAAAUGUAAACUGCUCACAACUUUGUUAUUGCAGGGGAACCCUAUAAAGAAGAUCUCAUAUUCUUUCUUCACAAACAUGCCUUGUCUUAGUGUUCUCAAUUUGUCUUUUACCAAGAUCGAGAGUUUACCAGAUUCCAUCUCUGAACUAAAAAACCUAACAACAUUGUUACUUCGUGGCUGUCGAGAAUUAAGAGAUCUGCCAUGUCUUUCGAUGCUUCAAGAAUUGAAGAAGUUGGAUCUUCAUUGGACUAAAAUUGAGGAAGUCCCUGAUGGCAUGGAUAUGCUGAUAAAGCUAAGAUACAUUGAUCUUCAAGUGCGCACUCUGAAAGAGAUACGUGCUGGACUUUUACCAAAACUCGUUCACCUUCGGCACUUGAGUUUUGAUGUGAGAAAUAGACAAACAAGUCUAAAAGCAGAAGAGAUUGAACCGUUGAAGAAGUUGGAGUGCUUUACCGGACGUUUCGAAGAUAUCGAUGAAUUGAAUAAGUUCAUCUCCUCAAUGAAACAAAGUAAGAAAAAUCUCAUCAAGUACUAUUUACAGGUGGGCAUAGCUAAUUUCAUGAUGCACCCAGUUGAAGGAGAUAAAAUAGUAACAAUUGGAGGAGUCCAGAAUUGGGAAGGUGAGUUAAUUAUGCACCCAAUUGAAAUUCAACAGUUGAAUAUUUUUCAGUGCAACUAUUUAAGAAGCUUAGUUGAUGAUAAUUCUUCCUUCAAUAAUGCAAUUGACUUGAGGGUUUGUAAUAUUUGGAGCUGUGGAGGGAUAGAGUGUGUUGUUUCCUUGUCCUCUUUUACCUCUUCUUCCACUCAUCCAUUUCAGAGGCUUGAGGAGUUGUGUCUUGAAGCUCUGCCAAAGUUGAGUGCCCUUAUUAUCAAAGACGAAGGAUUUGGUUCAACAACAACAUCAACAUUGGCUCCGUCUGCCACCUUUUCCCAUCUCAAGCAAAUUGUUAUAAUCAGAUGCUCAAGUAUGAAGACGUUGCUUCCAAACCUCCAAAACCUGGAAGAAAUAUCAGUGUUAGAAUGUAAUGAGGUAGUAGAAAUAUUGGGAGCACCGACAUUACAAGUUGUAGAAAAAGGAGUGAUGCAUUAA
Gossypium arboreum is the source of this 1368-nucleotide messenger RNA. Its product is annotated as probable disease resistance protein At4g27220. The record is from RefSeq and is a predicted model, not a curated record. Bases 1 to 1368 code for a protein of 455 amino acids. Gene Ontology annotation, molecular function: protein binding. The transcript has a single exon. Lineage: Eukaryota; Viridiplantae; Streptophyta; Magnoliopsida; Malvales; Malvaceae.